GAGUUAAUAUACAGGCUAAAGACAAUGCAGUUUAUGUAAUCUUAACUAUACUUUCAAAAGGCAUCCUGUUAAGCUUCCUACCAGAGACUAAAGCUGAAUUUAGAGAUGGUCCUUCUCUGGAUGGAGAAGUUAGAGAUGUGGAAUAAUGGUGAGAGGUCAUUACUGGUAUCUCCCAGGAAUCUGUGCUGCUCAGAACUUUUGCUUGGAAAUCACUUGUCAUAAAUAACUGGGGAGAAGCUUUGCUGAUGAGUGUUACUUGGGAUACUGAAGGCAAGAACUGAUCAUGAGAGCUUUACUCUGAGUAUCACCAUCUUCCAAUAACACAUUGUGCUUGAUGUGAAGCUAUUUGUUUGGGAAAAUGGUCCUUUCUUUACACACACACAAGUUAAUUAUUGUUUAAGGAAACAAUUGUGGAGUUUAUAAUGACACUUUCAUGAAAGUGCCAGUUCCGUGCAAGCAAUUGCUAAAAUGCAGAGAGAAUUGCAGAACUUAAUAGCAAAAGAGUGGAGCACAAAGCACAGUGCCAUUGUUGCCUUAAGUCUUAUUUUCAGUAUUGUAGGUGCUUCUAAUUCCUUCAUCACAGAACCAACAACAAUACUGGGGAAUGUGGAGCAGUGUCUGUGUGAAAACUUCAGUCAUUCCCAUGGACAAGGAUUCUUUUGUCUGUGAGAGCAAGGGACAGGCAAAGUCUCUAAAAUCUUGAGUGUCAUUGAGAAGAAACAGUUGUUCAGUGACUGGAUACAUUUCUGAAAGAGAAUUCCCUUAAGGGCAAAUAAAUAAGCGAAUAUAAUCUGUGGACUUGUAGCUCUUGCAGUAGUAAGUUUGUGACUGUUAGGCUUUUUUUAAAAGCAGCAAAUAUGUUGCUUCUUCUGUGUAAACCAAGUAAUGUCAUAGAUUUGACUACUGAAGGAAAAUUGACCAAAAACAGAAAUUACCCAAUGAAAUUUUUGUUUUCUGGAGUGUAGACCUGUGCUUUAGCCCAGUUUGUAGUUGAUGCUUUGAAAUGCUGUGCUCUCUUUAUGCAGCUUCUAGUUUCUGAAGUGGUACAAAUACUCAGGUGACUUAAGAGCAAUCUAAGAAGAGAAGGAAAGUGCAGGUGAAUUACAGCAAUCUUUUCCUUUGGAGAUAAUUUGUGUAGGCACUUGUUUUUUUGUUUCCUAUAAAAGUACUGGUAAGACUGCCAUGACCUUUAGUAAAGCACCAUGAUGGAGCUUUGAGUCUGGAGCAGGGGUCUGCUGCCCAUCAGCUAAUCUCAUAGGAAUGAUCUUCAUAAUUGUGUGGGUUUAAAACUGAGGUUUUAGACUGGCUGUCAAAUUAGUUUUGUGUAUUAAGAGAGGAAAAGAUAACCAAAUCUCAGGGACUCUCUCCUCUGCGGGAAUUUUGUGCUGGAGCUAGUUGCAGGGCUAUGGGCAAGAUGGUCUUUUUUGUUUGUUUUUUUUGUUUGUUUGUUUGUUUUUUGUUUUUUUCUAUUUUUUUGAGUUAUGGACAGCCAUACUUCCUAUGCUUUUAUCACUAGAAAGCAGAGUGUGAAGCAAGUGGUAUCUUGCUUUUUCUCCUCCAUCUGCAUCUCUCUCCUUUACUCAUUCCUUUGCUGUCUUUUGCUCUUACCACAUAGUUUGUUAAUGCUGGUUUUGAUACUCCUUGUACCCUGCUGUAAAUGGACAGAAUUAGUUAACCUGUGUUGGUUAACUUACUUAACAUUAAUUAACUUCUUUUUUAGGAGUAGAUAACUCUUAGGAAGAUGCAGGAGGUGAGUCCUGUCAUGGAGUGUGGCACAAAUCAGGGCUUGCAUGAAGGAAGGGGAUUUUUUGGCUGGGAGCAGCAAGGCAGAGAUGUUGAGAAGACUUUCCUUUUGACUGCAGCAAAUUCUUAUAUCAGAAGAACCACAUUUACAGCGCAUCAUUGAAUUUACUUGGUUGCUUUGAACUUCCUGCCAAACUACAUGUUGUGGCAAAAGUUGUUAAUUAAAAAAAAAAAUCUAAGAACAAAAGGAAAAAAGGGAAUCAGUAAUUGCCAUUUACCACAUCAGCCAUCUCAGAAGCCCUUGUGUUUAUUGGCUUGCUGUUGAUGGUUUUUCCUCCAGCGUUGGAAAUUACUUUUUCUUUACCCACUAAAAGCUCUGAUUAUAGGAGGAUUUAUUUUGAAGUAGAAAGUAUUCUCAGCAUGAGCCUUGCUAUCUGAUAAAAAUAAUGAUGCUGUUCUGGCCCAGUGAUCUUGCCAUGUCCUCCUAAGUAUUUUGGGAAUGGAAAAAAUAUUCAUGCCUUAGCUAGACCUUUAAUAAAUUCAGUUCUGUUAAUGCAUUUUCCCCUGGACUAAUUUCUUUGUGUUAGCAUUGUGGUGAAUAAUACAGGCUUUUAUUUUCACAUGACAUCUUGUAAAAUCAUAUCCGAGUCCAUGAAACCAGCUUCAGUGAAAAACUGUGCACCUUAUAUACUUCUAUCCUUUUGUAAAAGUUUUUCUUUUUGCUUUUUUUAAAGCACACAGUCUAAAAAUUAAAGUGUUAACUAGACUCAUUCUGAAGCAUUACUUUCAGCAUAAGCUGUAUUGGGGCAGGGGGCUAAUAGCAACAAUGAAGAAAGAGCACCAACUGUCUUUUUUUCCCUGCUUUUGCAUAUGCUGUCUUUUGCCUCUGCUUUUUCUGUGUAUCAUGUACAUGUCUUCAAAAGGGGAAAAAACCCAACCCUUACCAUGCUAAUUUAUUGAGAUUUUGCAUUAGAGAGAAAUCUAAUUUUUUUUUCUUUUGUUAGAUUGUUUAAUGUUUACAUUUUAAAUAUGAUCUUUCUGCUAGACCUUGGGUUAAAUUUUUAAUUCAGCUAGAACUUACUGAAAAACUUGCAAGAUAUUCACUGCCUGGCAUUAAGGCAUUUAUUUUUGCUACAUCUCCAGAAAAAAAAGAAAAGAAAGGAGAGAACAGCAGGGUCAUUAAAAUGAAAUAUGAAGUUUGUCAAUUAUUCUGAGUUUUGCAAUGUGCAAGUUUUGCAGGGAUGCUGUAUUGUUUGGAGACUUCAUUCACCUCUAGUGGAUUCUAGACAGUUGAUCACUACUUUUUUGUUGAUGGUUUUUGUUUGGUUUUUGUUUAUUUAUUUUGACAUGCUUCCAUGCAUUUUUAUUUAUAUUUUUUUUGUGUAUCUCACAUUUGAAUUUGAAGAAGUAAAUAACAUUUAUUUCAGUAUAAAUAGGGAAGCAGUCUGAAAUCUCGCCUUUGGGAGUGAGCACCCUUGAGUGUGUGACAAUUUAAAGAGGUCCUCAUGCUGGCAUCUGUAUUAGAAUGGGUGGAAGAUACUGCUUUUAGUAGCAAGGACAAAUAUGAAAGCAGUCACACUACUUUAUGAACUGAAUUUAUUCUCAUCUACUGAUUAACUAGUACCAGCUGCACUUUUUUCCCAUCUCUUCCUGGAAAGAGAUGUUCCUUUAUUUUCAUGUUCUCUUUGCAGGUAACUUUAUGUAGAGGAGAGAAGAGUUGUAAACUACUCUUUUUUAGCUGAAAUGCUUUAAAAAAUAGUUCAGAUUCACAGAUUUUCUGACCGGCUUGUAUUAUUCAUAAUCCUUUCUCAUAUAUUAAUAUAUAAGAGGCUUUCAUGGGAAAAUCUGGGAUUUUAUCUCAUUUUUGGCAGAUUUCUUCCUUGAAAAGAACAAGCUAGAAUUUAUGAUGGGAUGAACUUUAAGCUGGUUGUAAAUACAUUUAAAUACUCCGGGCUUGGAUAAAUCUGAACUUUUAAAAAUAGUCAUGCUUUGGUUGUGUGGCGCGCAGUUUAUAAUAGAGAAGAUAAUGUUAACCUAUUUCCUGUAGGUUUAAUGCAUGUUAUAGAACUACUGAAUUUUUCAAGAUGUUUAUAAGUUCAGUCAAAUGAAGGAGCAGUAAUCUGAGCUAAUGUUUCUUCUGAUUUGGUUUCAUCCAACUUAUUUUAGCAAGUUUAACUGAAAUGUGCUCACAAGAAAAAACACAUGAGUAGCUCUUUUAAAUUUUAAGUAUUUGUAGAAUAAUCAAAUUUUGGGAAUUUAUAUUCAUAAUAUGCAUAGAGCAUCAGUAAAAGUAAAAUAACUUUGAAGUCCUUCUUAAACCUCUAUAAGAGAAGAACAUAAUUUUAGUUUAUAUUGUUUCCAUGUUUUGAAAAAUAUGUGGCUUUAGCUAUGGUGAAUUUUUCCAGUGAUCAUAAUUACUUCUCCAGGGGGUGCUACACUUAGCUGGCAAAUGUGAAUGUACUGCAUCCAUCUGAUGUGGAAAAAGAAGUACUGGUUACUAGCUAAUCUAACGUCAUCUUAAAUGUGGACGGGAACUGCUGUACUUGUGCUGUGUCUGCUUUUCAUUUUUAGAUAAGUCCGGUGUUCAUCUGAGCACUCAGCAGGCCACUUCAGUGUACUAAUGGAGCAGAAAGUGUACCAGAGAAAAAUCUGGAAAUACCUUCCUGAAUAAGGUCAGAACAAGCUCAUCUCCAUCAGAAAACGAGUACCUGGGCUCUAGCGCAAAGGACAGGAGUGUGUGUACAUGAAAAAGGGCUUGUUUCAGCAGCAACUCAUUGACUCAAAGCAAGCCGUUGUGCAAAACUUCUUGGUAUUUUUCAGUUCUUUUUGUCAACAUAAUUGGAAAACAUUUUGAUAUAUGAAAACUAGCAGGUUUUGUAAAAAAGUAAAUUACAAGAAGGUGAAGUGGUUGUCAUUGCAUCAUUGUUAGCUCAGAUAUUUUUGAGAGAAUGAUUUAUAGGAUUUUGUUCUUUAUUUUAGGAUUACCUGAAGGUACAGGGUCAGUGAUGAGACUUAACUGUGUGUGCUAAUUAGCUUGACAAAAGUUUUGACCUAAAUGUGUUUCUGGCAAGUCAGGUGCUUAUAGUGUGACUUCUCAGCUGUUGUACCCAGUGGCUAGUAUCCAUUUUUUCCUGUGCAAUUUCUUUUCUGCUGAUGCACAUAAUUUUUGCUAUUUGACUCUUACCCUCUAUCUUCACAGAACUGUUAUCUCAUUCUGCAGUUAUAUCUGUUCAGCAUUGUACAUUGAAAUGUAUGCAGUGAUAACCGCUGGGUUCCAUACAUUUAAAUGUCUUUACAAUUUGAAACUCUUCUCAUUCUCAGCUGUUGUGACAAUGUAAUUUUAAAUUAUACUGCAUUCUUCAGUUUUAAUGGCAGUUAACGUGCUUGUUGAGGAUUAACCUCAGCAGUUCAGCCCCAUGCAGCUGCUUGCUGUCCAGGCUCUCUCAUUUGGCCCUGCAUGUACGAUGAGAUCAUGUCGCAAGCUUUGCUAAGGUCAAGGUAACAUUCAGUGCUUUUUCACUGUCGUCUCAUUGUAUGGGACACUCAGGUUGAUGAGACACAAUUUAUCCUUGGAAAAUCCAUGGUAGUUGUUCCUAGUCAUUUGCUUUCCUUUAAGCUUCCAAGGAGGGUUUGCUGCAUAACCUUUUCAUAGACUGAGAUUUGGCUGGUUGGCUUAUAAUAUCACUGAAGCUUUUUGCCCUUCUCAGAGAGGGUCUCAAUAUUUGCCCUUUUCCAAUGAUCAGCAAUCUGCCAGUGUGCACUGUGACCUUUUGCAGAUGACAGAUGGGCUUUGCAAUGACAUUUGCCAGUGCCGUUAAGCACCUUUAAAUGCAGCCCACCUGGUCACGUGCACUUGAGUGUGUCCAGUUUGUUGACAUUGUCUCUAAUUUGGUUUUCCUCUACUCCUUUCACCAGAACUGUGCCACUAGUGUUGAGAAUGUGUAGUUGUGGAAGUGUGCGGUGAUGUGAAAACCGAUGCCAAGACGGCACUGAGAACCUGAGCCUCUUGUGUUCUUUGCUUCUUGGUUCUCCAACACACUGGGUUGGUAGUUAAUAGGAAAGAUGAUAAAGAUUACGCUUUAAAACAGAUAGAAGGUACUGGAAUUUCCAUGUCUGCAUGCAGAGAAAUAGCAUUGCUGCGGGAGCUCAAGCAUCCAAAUGUCAUUUCUCUGCAAAAGGUGUUCCUUUCUCAUGCUGACAGGAAAGUGUGGCUUCUCUUUGACUACGCUGAGCAUGACCUCUGGCAUAUAAUCAAGUUUCACAGGGCUUCUAAAGCAAACAAGAAACCAGUUCAGUUACCUCGGGGAAUGGUGAAGUCGCUGUUAUAUCAGAUCCUAGAUGGUAUUCACUACCUGCAUGCUAACUGGGUGUUACACAGGGAUUUGAAACCUGCUAAUAUUUUAGUUAUGGGUGAAGGUCCUGAGCGAGGAAGAGUAAAAAUUGCUGACAUGGGCUUUGCCCGAUUAUUUAAUUCACCUCUGAAGCCUUUAGCAGACUUGGAUCCAGUAGUUGUAACCUUCUGGUAUCGAGCUCCAGAGUUGCUUCUUGGAGCAAGGCAUUAUACCAAAGCUAUUGAUAUUUGGGCCAUAGGGUGUAUAUUUGCAGAGCUGCUAACAUCAGAGCCAAUAUUCCAUUGUCGACAAGAAGAUAUCAAAACUAGUAAUCCUUAUCACCAUGACCAGCUGGACAGAAUAUUCAAUGUAAUGGGAUUUCCUGCAGAUAAAGAUUGGGAAGACAUAAAAAAGAUGCCGGAACAUUCAACCUUAAUGAAAGAUUUCCGGAGAAACACGUAUACCAACUGCAGCCUUAUCAAAUAUAUGGAAAAACAUAAAGUUAAACCAGAUAGUAAGGCAUUCCACUUGCUUCAGAAAUUGCUCACUAUGGAUCCAAUAAAGAGAAUUACCUCAGAACAGGCUAUGCAGGAUCCUUACUUCUUGGAAGAUCCUCUUCCCACGUCUGAUGUUUUUGCAGGUUGUCAAAUACCUUACCCAAAACGAGAAUUUUUAACAGAAGAAGAACCAGAUGAUAAAGGAGACAAAAAGAACCAGCAGCAGCAGCAGGGCAAUAACCAUACUAAUGGAACUGGUCAUCCAGGGAACCAAGACAACAGUCACACACAGGGACCCCCACUGAAAAAAGUGAGAGUUGUUCCUCCUACCACUACCUCAGGUGGACUUAUUAUGACCUCAGACUAUCAGCGUUCCAACCCCCAUGCUGCGUACCCCAACCCCGGACCAAGCACAUCGCAGCCACAGAGCAGCAUGGGAUACUCAGCUACCUCCCAGCAGCCGCCGCAGUACUCGCACCAGACCCACCGGUACUGAGCUGCCCCCGGUGCCGUCGAUGCGCUGUCGCCGACGCUGCAGGACCGGCGCGCAGCUGCGUGCCAGGAGCCCGGCUUGGGCCAGAGAAUGUACUGUACAACCACACCUCCCACCUGUCCGACCGCCACGACCCCCCCGCCACGGGGCUCGGGGGGCUCCCACCUUGUACCUGGUUUUGGGGUUAGACUUGAAAAGAAAGUGCUAGCACGGUUUGUGUUGUGGAUAUGCUACUUCUGUAGUUUACUUGACAUGGUUCAGACUGACCGAUGCAUUUUUGUCAGUGACAGUCUGUAGCAGGUGAAGCUGUGAAAUGUGCUAGGGGCAAGCAUUUUUGUUGUCGUAUGUGGUGAAUUCUCUUGAUGUAACAACUUCAUCUGACCAAUAGUACACGACAUCUUUGAACUGGUACUUGAAGCAUACAGUAUAUGUUACCAUGGCAAAAAAGCAAACUAACCGUAACUCUCAGACAGUUUUGAUAGACAUUUAUUUUUAGUGACUUUUGUGGGUUGGUUCAUUUUCCAGCUAGAUCGAUGUUUUAUGACCAACAUGAUUGCUACGAUGAGAUUUUUUUUUAAGAACAUGGAAGCGUUUGCAUUUUUUCCCAGCAAUUACAAGCGUCCCAAAGAUUUAUUUCCAACAUAAGUUUUUGUUUUUGUUUUGGAAUCUAUGACUUGACUGGUAUUAAAGCUGCUAUUUGAUAGUAAAAUAAGUAUGUUGUCAUUGAUAUAAACAUGUUUGGUUCAGCAAACAAACUAAAAUGAUUGUCAUAGACAGUGUUUUAUUUUUUUCCUGUUGUUGUUAAUGAUUUGUGAGCAUGCUUUGGGAUUAAAAAAGCAUGAAAGAUAUUUCCUAAAAAGGUGCGGCAUCCAUUCAGAUAUUUUGUCAUGAUUUUUGAGAACCAGCUUGGUGUAGUGGAUUUUAAAUUUUGUUCAGUUAUUAUUUUUUUUAAAUGUUCGCACGUUGUUUAGGGGUGCCAUUCCUACUGCAGAGGAACAAGAUGUUAGGAGAGCCUUAGAAUUUAUGAGGAAAAACUUACAUACAAUGUACUGUAUCAAACUAUUUUACAUGAAUGACACAAGUAUUCUGAGUAAAAAAAAUCAAACAUUGUUAAAACAAGGUGUUAUGUAAUAAAUUUAUUUUUCAUAAAUCUGCA
Motacilla alba alba is the source of this 8220-nucleotide messenger RNA. RefSeq names its product cyclin dependent kinase 8 (gene CDK8). NCBI's taxonomy places the organism in Eukaryota, Metazoa, Chordata, Aves, Passeriformes, Motacillidae. Bases 5853 to 7067 code for a protein of 404 amino acids. The record is from RefSeq and is a predicted model, not a curated record. Gene Ontology annotation, molecular function: cyclin-dependent protein serine/threonine kinase activity; ATP binding; RNA polymerase II CTD heptapeptide repeat kinase activity. The transcript has 13 exons. Gene Ontology annotation, biological process: protein phosphorylation. Gene Ontology annotation, cellular component: mediator complex; nucleus.